Messenger RNA from Oryza brachyantha (malo sina), 3320 nucleotides. RefSeq names its product protein DETOXIFICATION 12-like. Lineage: Eukaryota; Viridiplantae; Streptophyta; Magnoliopsida; Poales; Poaceae. Gene Ontology annotation, molecular function: antiporter activity; xenobiotic transmembrane transporter activity. Bases 1638 to 2966 code for a protein of 442 amino acids. Gene Ontology annotation, biological process: xenobiotic detoxification by transmembrane export across the plasma membrane. Gene Ontology annotation, cellular component: membrane. The record is from RefSeq and is a predicted model, not a curated record. The transcript is spliced from 7 exons.
UGUCUGGGGCUGGGACACCUUAAAGCGGAUUGCAACGAGGCCGAGCGCUGCUUUCGUUGCUGGUACCCCGGUCAUCUCGGCCGGGACUGCGACUUCGGUCAAGGCGGGUUCGAGAAGAAAAAGCGGGCGGUGUCACCCGACGUUGCCAAGGAAGGAGAACACCGCGCGAAGCGGCUCACCGCAGCCCCGGAGCAGGCGAGCACCAAAUCCUCCCACCAGAUGGAAGACCUUGGCUCCCGUGACCCCUUCCUCCGUCCGGUCUCCGGGCAGUGCACGCUUUCCUGGGAGGUUUUUCCAUUUAUGCCAUUAAAAAAAAAAAGAUGGUGCCUCUUUGUGCCACUAAAAAAUCUGCCUCCCUCUGCCAUCGUGGAACUUAUCACGUCCUCCAAACCAUUCUUUCAUUAUUCUGUUAGGAUUUAACCAUUUAGAAGCUCUGACACGUGGGCCUGGGUAGAAAAAAUAUCCAUCUUACCCUUUCAGCUUGCUCUCUAAUUAAAAUGUUCAAUGUUCAUUCACAGGUGUUGAAACUAAAUUUCACCGAGUAAAAGUUAGCACAAAGGAAUCGAGUAAAAAGUAGCCCAUACAAAUCACCAGUUCAGUGCAACACUAGCAUCGAAAUUACCACAGUGAUUAAGGAGGAAACAACUAAUUAAUCGCUAGUUCCGGCCACUGACACACGUGACGCAGAGACCGACCAUGGGCAAGAACGCGAGCCGCCCCGCCGUCGUCCUUGUCGUGCUACUGCUGCUGACGCUCCGGUAGCUGGAGGCCGACGUGGUCUCCUCGUGCUCCGGCGUGAUCUCCGACAUGUCGCCGUGUCAUGCAUGGACUUCCUGCAGGGCGACGAGGACCACCCCUCCGGCGAGUGCUGUGACGAUCUGUCCAGCCUGGCCACCGCCGCGGCCACCACCGAGGACCGGCAGCGGUGAGGCCUUUCUUCUGUGGCUUGGGGGAGGCGGGUUCUUGGCGACGAAGUCCUUGAGGCCGACCUCGCCGCCGGGGAAUCCACCGGUGAGCCUCAUCAUCUCCUUCUCGAACGCGCCCGGAUCCACCCCCUGCGGCGAUGGCGGAGCCUCCGCAAGCUCACCCGACAUAGUGCUUCUGGUGGACGGCGGCGCGGCGAGGGAGUCGGAGGCAAGCUCUUUGUGGAUGCCGACUUUGCCGUUGCAGAGUCCCAGGCCACCGAGGAGGUCGGUGACGCGGAAUGAGGCCGAGGGAUGAGGGAGGCGGACGACACGGUGGUGGUGCGGCAACGGCGACGAUGACGGGCAGAGGAAGGACGAGGGCGAGAAGAAGUCCUGGUAUGGUUGUGGGGCUCGUGGGAUCGCCGGCCGGGGAGGUGGCUGCCGGCGCGCGCCGUUCAGGGAGAGAUGCGCAGGGAGGCGGCAGCUGUUGGGCACAGGGAGAGAGAACGCUGAGAGAUGCGGACGCUCGCACACGAGCAAGCCUCUCAACCCUAAGGGCAUUUUGCUAUGCUGUUAGCCACCGUUAGAGCAAAAACGAACGGAAUGGUAUGGAGGGCGCGAUAAAGUUCGACGAUGGCAUAGAGGGAGGCUCAAACUUUUGAGUGACAUAGAGACAUGCACCAUCUUUUUUAAUGGCACGCAGGUAAAAACCUCCUUUCCUGGACACUGGGGAUGGCGAUGCUAGAGCAAGACCUUCGUGGCUGUGCGCUGGUUUCGUCUAUCAUUUCUGGCCGUCGUGAGGUUUCGCCAGCAAUAGUCGUCGAGCAACUCCGACGCCUCGGCAUCCAGCCAAACAAAGUCCGUGUCGAGAUGGGACUGGCAUGUGGGCUGGAAACUAUUUGUGGUCAAGCUUAUGGAGCAGAACAGUAUCAUAAGCUAUCUUUAUAUAUGUACAGGUCCAUAAUUGUGCUUCUUCUUGUGAGUGUACCCAUCGCGAUCAUAUGGGUUUUCAUCCCAGAGGUACUUCCUCUUAUAGGUCAACAACCAGAAAUAGCAAGUGAAGCUGGGAAGUAUGCACUGUGGCUAAUCCCUGGUUUAUUUGCUUUCACCGUUGCUCAAUGCUUAUCAAAGUUCCUCCAGACUCAAAGCCUAAUCUUUCCUAUGGUUCUAAGCUCAUCGAUAACACUAUCACUCUUCAUUCCUUUGUGUUGGUUCAUGGUUUAUAAAGUUGGGAUGGGUAAUGCUGGAGCUGCUUUAUCAGUUAGUAUCUGUGAUUGGGUUGAAGUGACUGUUCUUGGUCUUUACAUUGUGCUCUCACCUUCUUGUGAGAAAACUCGUGCUCCACUCACAUGGGAAGCUUUUAGAGGGAUUGGCAGUUUUUUGCGGUUGGCUGUACCAUCAGCCCUCAUGAUUUGCCUUGAAUGGUGGUCUUAUGAGCUUCUCGUUCUGCUUUCUGGGAUCCUACCAAAUCCAGCACUUGAAACUUCUGUGCUUUCUAUAUGUAUUUCUACAGUUGUGUUGGUGUACAAUCUCCCUCAUGGUAUUGGAACAGCUGCAAGUGUUCGCGUCUCAAAUGAACUAGGUGCAGGCAACCCAGAAGGUGCCCGAUUGGUAGUAGGGGUUGCUUUAUCUGUUAUACUUUGUUCAGCGGUCCUAGUGAGUGUGACCCUUCUAGCAUUGCGCAACUUCAUCGGAAUUGCUUUCAGCAAUGAGGAAGAAGUCAUAAAUUAUGUGACCAAAAUGGUACCUGUCCUUUCCGUCUCAGUUAUUACAGACAGCCUUCAGGGUGUCCUCUCAGGUGUUUCUAGAGGCUGUGGAUGGCAGCAUUUAGGGGCCUAUGUUAACCUUGGUGCAUUCUAUCUUGUUGGGGUUCCGGUUGCUCUCUUUUUCGGUUUUGCAAUGCAUCUAGGAGGAAUGGGUUUCUGGAUGGGCAUGGUAGCUGGUGGAGCGACACAGGUCACUCUUCUAUCUAUCAUUACUGCAAUGACAAACUGGGGGAAGAUGGCCGAUAAGGCUAGGGACAGAGUAUUUGAGGAAAGGACUGCGACACAGGCAGUCUAAACGCAUUGAGUAACUUAUGUUGGAUUCGAUCUUGUAAAAUUUUCCUGCACUGUACAUGAUUUUUUGAGAGGUGGUUAUGUCCCACGGAUUUGUAACAGAAUGGCAUAUGAAUCCUGUAGCAUCUUAGCUCGAAGAGCUGUUCAAGUUUCAGGAAGACUUGGAAGGUAGAGAUGUUAUAUCUUUUUUGUUGUCCUCUUUAGGAAAGCAUAGGUAAUUUUUGUAUUGAACCAGGAGCAAAGAUAAUUUGGUGAGUUUAAUUUUCGUCGAGUGUAAUGGAAAAAAAAAAUAUAAAAGCUGAACGCAAGAUUCUUUUUCCAUCACAAGUAUACCUGCUGUUUGUAUUAUUGUACUUAC